This is a messenger RNA of Lathyrus sativus (Indian pea), 1533 nucleotides long. Lineage: Eukaryota; Viridiplantae; Streptophyta; Magnoliopsida; Fabales; Fabaceae. The record is from the annotation of a GenBank genome assembly.
AUGGAAUCCCAACCUCCGGCCACCGGCACCACCUCCAGGAAUGCUUCUGAACCCGUACAAUCUCAGCCACAACAACCACCAUCCUCUCUACCCGCACCUUCCUCAUCAACCCCUCCCAUUUCAGCACCAUCCCACCCUCCCCCAAUCCCUAACCCUAACCUAAUCCAAACUCCAAACCCCAAACCCCCCACUCAAGUUCUUCCUCAACCUCGUCCUCCCCCUUCAUUCAGCAGAAACCCGCCGCCGCCACAGUCCCAUUUCUCGCACUUCUCUUCGAUCCCACCUACUACUCCUCAGUCAGCUUCAUCUUUUCCGUCCACUCAUACAUCGUCAAUUUCAUCCACCUCCGCGCCAAGAGGCGGAAUGGCAAUUGGUGUACCCGCGCACCACCAGAACCCUUCCCCUCCGUUUUCUUCUACCUUUGGGCCACACUUCGGCGGAUUGGGUCGAUCAGAUUCUACCUCAAACUCUAAUGCUGCUCAGGUGAGAACGCCAAUGCAAGGAAUGGGGAUGCUAGGAUCUUUAGGUUCGGGUUCUCAAUUGCGUCCAGGUGGAAUGCCUUCACAUCAACAGAGACCGGUUCAGUCAUCUCUUAGACCGCAACCCCCUGCUCAAAAUAAUCAACCUGCUGGUUCACAAAACUUCCAAGGUCAUGGACUUAUGAGACCGUCAUCUGUGGGAUCACCUGCAACUCCAUCUCCAAGUGCAUCACAAAAUAUGCAGUCAAUUAAUCAGCCAUGGCUGUCAUCUGGGCCGCCAGGGAAGCCUCCUUUGCCGUCUCCGGCUUAUAGGCAGCAAUUGAACCCACAAUCCUUGCAGCAAAGGACACAUAUUUCUCAGCAGCAGCAGCAGUCCAUGCCAACAGCUUCACAACAGCCGCAACCUUUGCCUCCUAAUCAAGCCCAGGAGCAUUUUGGGCAACAAGUUCCGCCUUCAAGAGCUCUUCAUGUGCCUCACCAGCCACAGGUUACGAGGCUACAGGGGCCAGGAAAUCAGAAACCUUCAUCACUUGUGGCUGCACAAACUAAUGCAGUUCAACCAGGGAGUCAAAGUAGAUUACCAAAUGCUUUACCAAAUGCAGAUCCAGAAGAGUUGGGUAAAAGUGUUCUCGGAAAACGAAGCAUCCAUGAGCUAGUCAAUCAGGUUGAUCCGUUGGAGAAGUUAGAUCCUGAAGUUGCAGACAUUCUUGGUGAUAUUGCAGAAAAUUUUCUGGAGUCUAUAAUUAGGUCUGGUUGCUCACUAGCGAAGCAUCGGAAAUCAACAACUUUGGAAGCCAAGGACAUACUCUUACAUCUUGAGAAAAAUUGGAAUAUUACACUUCCUGGAUUUGGUGGCGAUGAGAUUAAAAACUACAGAAAACCACUUUCAACUGAUAUUCACAAGGAGCGCAUAGGGGCUAUAAAGAAAUCAAUGGUAGUAACUGAGGCUGCACAUCCUAGAGGCUCUGCUGGUCAGGCUUCUGGUGGUGCAAAAGGUAGUCAGGCAAAGACACCUUUCAGUGUCAUUGGCUCUCCCAACCUUAAAAGUUCAUAA